AUGUUUCUUCAACAAGGUUUGGGCUUGCUGGCCCUCAUUGCCUCCGAUGUCCUAGCUGCAACAGUUCCUCAUGGAAAGCACCACAACCCCAUCAAAGGUGCAUUUGGAAAACGUGAGUCGUCAAACACCACAGAGAUAUACGACUAUGUGGUCGUGGGAUCUGGCCCGGGAGGUGGCCCAGUGGCAUCUCGACUUGCCCGUGCAGGGCACAGAGUGCUGCUGAUUGAUGCGGGCGAUGAUCAGGGCGACUCCAUUCUGUAUCAGACGCCAGCUCUGCAUUUACAUUCGACUGAAUAUGCCCCAAUGCGCUGGGAUUACUGGGUUAAUUAUUACCCUGACUUCGAACGCCAAAAAAAGAAUUCCAAGUUUACCUAUAGAAAGGAAAAUGGUCAAGUUCACGUCGGGCAGAAUGCGCCUUCUGAUGCUAAACCUUUGGGGAUUCUAUAUCCCCGUGCAGGCACGCUAGGAGGCUGUGCCUCCCACAAUGCAAUGGUCACCAUCUACCCUCAUAAAAGCGACUGGCUUAACAUUGAGACCAUCACUGGUGAUGCAUCUUGGUCUCCUGAUAACAUGCGGAAGUACUUUCAACGUCUUGAGCGGUCACGAUACGUUCCCAAUGGCUUUGUCGGCCACGGCUUCGAAGGUUGGCUCGAAACUACCGUGACGGACUUGUCUCUAGCAGCCCAAGAUCUCAAACUCCUCUCGCUGGUUAUUGCACUUGGCACUGCAAUGGGAAAUAGUGUCGGAAGCCUGAUCACCACGGUGACUGGGCUGGCUGGGGUUCUGCUUGGUGAUAUCAACGCGGACACUCCGCUCCGUGACUCCACUGAGGCCGCGUAUCAGGUUCCCCUUGCAAUCAAUGCUCCUGACUAUAAACGAAAUGGGCCCCGUGAAUUUAUCCUCGAUACGGCCAACGCAGUUAAUGAAGAUGGUUCUCGAAAAUACCACCUGGACCUUGCACUCAAUACCUUGGUGACCAAUGUUCGGUUUGAUACCUCUGGUAAUAAGCCAAGGGCUGUUGGUGUUGAUUUCCUCAAAGGCAAAAGCCUCUACGCAGCGGAUCCCCGCGCAACUGGUGCGGAGGAGGGAAUCCCAGGUAGAGUCACUGCAACCAAGGAAGUGAUUCUCUCUGCCGGGGCUUUCAACACCCCUCAACUCCUCAAACUCAGCGGUAUUGGACCCAAAGAAGAGCUUAAGAAAUUCAAUAUUCCAGUCCUCGUGGACCUCCCCGGAGUUGGCCAAAACCUCCAGGACCGCUAUGAGACUGGUCUUAUUGCAGAGACCCAAAGCGACUUCUCCAUCAUUUCCAAAUGCACUUUCCUAGCCACAGACCCAGAUCCAUGCCUCGAGCAGUACCAAAAGGGCGUUGGGUCUCUCGAAAAGGGAAUAUACACAUCCAGUGGCCUUGCGGUCGGUAUCGUCAAACGAACUUCCGCAUCCGCUGGUGACCCGGAUGUCCUCAUAUCCGGUGCUCCGGUCUGGUUCCCCGGUUUUUACCCCGGUUGCUCCGUUAAGGCUAUAACUGAUGCUCGUCACUGGACGUGGAUCACCCUCAAAGCACACACGCGCAACAACGCUGGAACAGUCAAGCUACGCUCCAGAAACCCCCGGGACACGCCCGUGAUUAACUUCAACUCCUUCGACUCUGGCGUCACGGCUGACGGUGCAGACGAGAAGGACCUGCAGGCCAUGGUUGAGUCGAUCGAAUUCUCGCGCAAGAUCUUUGAGAACGUCAUCCCUCUCGAUGGGACUUUUAAGGAGGUCUGGCCGGGCCCAGAGAGAGCUAACAACACUGAGAGCCUCAAGGAAUUUAUCAAGAACGAGGUUUGGGGCCACCAUGCGUCCUGCACCUGUCCCAUUGGUGCCGAUGGUGACCCCAUGGCAGUAUUGGAUUCCAAUUUCCGCGUCCGUGGCGUAAACGGCCUCCGUGUCGUCGAUGCUUCUUCUUUCCCUAAGAUACCUGGCUUCUAUAUUUCAUUACCCAUCUAUAUGAUCAGCGAGAAGGCUGCGGAGGUUAUUCUAGAGGCAAAAAGUGGAUCUUAG
Molecule: messenger RNA, 2043 nt
Organism: Paracoccidioides lutzii Pb01
Product: choline dehydrogenase
Exons: 2
Coding region: 1-2043 (680 amino acids)
Molecular function (GO): flavin adenine dinucleotide binding; oxidoreductase activity, acting on CH-OH group of donors
Source: RefSeq, a predicted model, not a curated record